This is a messenger RNA of Maudiozyma barnettii, 597 nucleotides long. RefSeq names its product J-type chaperone JAC1 (gene JAC1). Gene Ontology annotation, molecular function: ATPase activator activity; protein-folding chaperone binding. Gene Ontology annotation, cellular component: mitochondrion. The coding region runs from base 1 to 597 and encodes 198 amino acids. The transcript has a single exon. The record is from RefSeq and is a predicted model, not a curated record. NCBI's taxonomy places the organism in Eukaryota, Fungi, Ascomycota, Saccharomycetes, Saccharomycetales, Saccharomycetaceae. Gene Ontology annotation, biological process: protein complex oligomerization; [2Fe-2S] cluster assembly.
AUGUUGUGCCGUGGCCUUUUAAAGAAUGUGAGUAUACGGUCGUCUCCCUUAGCCAUGUUUACGAGAUCCAUCUCUACAUAUUAUGAGUUAUUCCCUAAGACGUUCCAGGACAAAAAACCUGUUUGGGAAGUAGAUCAAGCCAAGUUACGUAAGGAGUAUAGGUCUUUACAGGCUCAGUUUCAUCCGGAUGUAGUUAAGGAGGGGCCUGAGGAUCAAUCGUCUCUUUUGAACAAGGCCUAUCAUACAUUGAAAGCACCUUUGACAAGGUCGCAAUAUCUGAUUAAAAUCCUGGAUGAGAUUGAUUUGACAAACGAUGAAGUGAAGAAACAAAUUACAAAUAGUGACCCUGAGUUACUAAUGAAGAUCAUCGAUAUCCAUGAAGAGCUCUCGGAAUGUGAUGCUGAGGAAGAUGUUUGUUCCAUAGAGAAGGAGAAUAAGAGUCGUAUGAAGGAUAUCGAAACAAAAUUAACUGAGGCGUUUGCACAAUCAGACUUUGACACAGCAAUUAAACUAACAGUAGAAUUGAAAUACUGGGCAAAUUUAGCAUUGGCCAUCAAGGAAUGGGCUCCAGGGAAACCUAUCGAAUUGAUUCAUUGA